Messenger RNA from Paramuricea clavata, 747 nucleotides. The record is from the annotation of a GenBank genome assembly. Lineage: Eukaryota; Metazoa; Cnidaria; Anthozoa; Malacalcyonacea; Plexauridae.
AUGGAAAUUAGAAAUAUGAAAAAUUUUGAUGACAAAAAAUUUGUUGAAGAUUUACUUAAUCAGCAUUGGGAAUAUGUAUACUUCUUCGCUGAUAAUCCAAACACUAUGUGGGAGAUUUGGAAGAAAUUGUUCGAGGAAGUACUAAAUAAGCAUGCACCCAUUCAACAAAAAAAGAUCAGAUCAAAAAAAGUCCCUUGGAUUACUAGUGAAAUCAAAAAGCUUAUAAAUAAGAGGGAUAGAUCUAAGAGAAAAGCCAUUAUUAAAAACCUUGAAGCAGAUUGGUUAGUGUAUAAACAAACCAGAAAUAAAGUAAAUAUAGAAAUGAAAAAAGCCAAAAAGGAUUAUUACUCCAAGAGAAUUGCUGGUCAAAAACAAAAUCCAAAGGAGGCUUGGAAAACAAUAAACAACUUACUAGGCAGACAAAACAAACCAACAAAAGUAAAUGAGUUGAGUAUAAGUGGAAAUAAUUUAACAAAUUCAGAAGACAUUGCAGAGGGCUUUAACGAAUUCUUUUCAAAUAUUGGACCUGACUUAGCUAGCAAAAUUGAUACUUCGAAUCACAAUUUUCAAGAGUAUAUUAAGAAACCUAAAUCAGAAUUCACUGUAUUUGAGUCAAUUGCCACCAACAAAGUUUAUUAUCUCCUACGUGGCCUCUCUAGUACAAAAGCCACUGGCAUUGACAAAAUUUCAAGUAAAAUUUUAAAACUAGCAGCACCUGCUAUCUCCAGUUCAUUAACUUAUUUUUAA